Exophiala spinifera is the source of this 741-nucleotide messenger RNA. RefSeq lists its product as uncharacterized. Lineage: Eukaryota; Fungi; Ascomycota; Eurotiomycetes; Chaetothyriales; Herpotrichiellaceae. The record is from RefSeq and is a predicted model, not a curated record. Bases 1 to 741 code for a protein of 246 amino acids. The transcript has a single exon. Gene Ontology annotation, cellular component: nuclear exosome (RNase complex); cytoplasmic exosome (RNase complex). Gene Ontology annotation, molecular function: RNA binding. Gene Ontology annotation, biological process: nuclear polyadenylation-dependent rRNA catabolic process; poly(A)-dependent snoRNA 3'-end processing; TRAMP-dependent tRNA surveillance pathway.
AUGGCGACCACGCAGAUCGUCCUGCCAGGGGACAUCAUCCCGGCAACUCAACUGCCUACAUCACAAAAACGCAAAAUAGGCCGAGGCCUCAAGCAAGACGCGGCAACGCACGAGUACAUGGCAACGGUAGGCGGACUGUUGGAAAUCGACUUCCGCAGGAAAGCAGCUCAGGUUUCUACGCCGUCCGCGCGCUACGUGCCCAAGCCAGGUGACUUGGUGAUUGCGCAGGUGCGCGGGUCGUCGGUGGACUUUUUCCACGUCCACAUCAACGCGCAUUCGCCGCCGGCCGUGCUGCCACAGCUGGCGUUUGAGGGCGCGACCAAGAAGACGCGGCCGAACCUGAAACCGAACGACCUGGUCUACGCCAAGGUCGUUUCGGCGCAGAAGAACAUGGAGGUCGAGCUGAGUUGCGUCAAUCCGAGCACGGGCAAGGCGGAGCCGGAUGGUCUCGGCCCCCUGACGGGCGGAGGGAUGGUGUUUGACGUGAGUCCCGGGCUGGCGGAGCGGUUGAUCAAGAAGAUCGCCGUGGUGGCUCUGGACGACUUGGGCGCCAGGUUGCCCGGGGGUUUCGAGAUCGCCGUCGGUUGCAACGGCAAGGUCUGGGUCGAGUGUGCCGAGGCCGGCGUGAGGGGCACAUGCGCCGUGGGCAGGUGUCUGAGGGAGAUGGACGAGUUGGAGUUGACCGAGAAAGACCAGAGGAAGCUCGUCAAUCGAAUAAUAGCAGAUUUUGAACGUGGAUGA